Molecule: messenger RNA, 2892 nt
Organism: Archocentrus centrarchus (flier cichlid)
Lineage: Eukaryota; Metazoa; Chordata; Actinopteri; Cichliformes; Cichlidae
Product: transmembrane protein 115-like
Exons: 4
Coding region: 498-1667 (389 amino acids)
Biological process (GO): retrograde vesicle-mediated transport, Golgi to endoplasmic reticulum
Cellular component (GO): Golgi apparatus; membrane
Source: RefSeq, a predicted model, not a curated record
UUCACCGAUUGUUGAUGACGGUGGCAGACAGCGCAGGUCAGUUAGCUGAGUGGUGUUUCUGGGAGGAGAAGUGCCUGCUAAGGUAAUAUUAUUUUCUCUGACAACCUGCUUUGAAAGGACAGAAGAACAGUAAAAUAAACGAAUGAAGCUAGGGUCGUAUGAAAAAGACUAUGAACUAUAUGAGAGCCGACGCUGGUUCAGGAACGUCUCUAAUAUUGUUUUGAGGGCCUGUUGCUAGCGACGGGAAACCCUCAGGCUACCCCGGGCCGAGAAAGCGCAGAGGACUAAGAACAGGAGCUCGACGGUACACGGAUGAAGGCUCACAGAGAAGUGUGGAUUUUGAUGCUGCCAGGACCCACAGGUGUCUCCUGUUUUGCUUGGCAUUAUUGAUCUCACACCAUCAUCCAACCAGUGCUACACCAGCAGGCCACUGGUUUUGCUUUUUUACUCUCUUGGGCUGAGUUGCUCAGGGAGGACCCCCUUCAAGACAGACCACAAUGAAUCGUUACCUGCCCGUGGCACAACAACACUUCCUGGCUGCCCUUGCCAGCACCAGUGUUGUAGUAAAAGCUAUAAGUGCUCUAGUUGUUCUACUAUACCUGCUCUCAUGGGCUGUCGACACUCCAUAUGCACUGGGGGUGACUCCGGGCUACCUUUUUCCACCCAACUUUUGGGUGUGGACUCUGGUAACCCAUGGGGUGGUGGAGCAGCACGUUUGGGGUGUGGCAGCCAAUGUGGGGACAGUAAUGGCCUGUGGGCGCCUCCUGGAGCCUUUGUGGGGUGCUCUGGAGCUCCUGAUCUUUUUUGCAGUGGUUAAUGUGUCUGCAGGCCUCUUAGCAGGCUUCUCCUACCUCCUCACCUAUGUGGCUACCUUUGACCUGGACUUCCUGUUUGCUGUGCGUAUCCAUGGAGCAGCCGGGUUCCUGGGAGGUGUCCUGGUGGCACUAAAGCAGACCAUGGGGGAUACUACAGUGCUCAGAGUGCCACAGGUGAGACUCAAAGCAGCGCCGGCUUUGGUCCUCCUCCUCCUGGCUUUAUUGCGCCUGUCUGGGUUGCUUGACAGCUCUGCUCCCCUGGCUGCAUACAGUUAUGGUACACUGUCUGGCUGGGUCUACCUGCGCUUUUACCAGAGGCACAGCCGGGGCCGUGGGGAUAUGUCAGACCACUUUGCCUUUGCAAGUUUCUUCCCAGAGGCAGUGCAGCCAGCUGUGGGACUGCUGGCGGGACUCGUCCACUCUGCCCUGGUGAAGAUGAAGGUGUGCAGGAAGAUGGUCAAGAGAUAUGAUGUGGGGGCACCCUCCUCCAUCACUAUCAGCCUACCAGGGACAGACCCACAGGAUGCAGAAAGGAGAAGACAACUGGCCCUGAAAGCUCUGAACGAGCGUCUAAAACGCGUAGAGGACCAGUCUGCUUGGCCCAGCAUGGAUGACGAGGAAGACGACGACGAGGACGAGGUCAGAACCGACACGCAGCCGCUCCUAUCAGGCGGGCGUGACGCCUCCUCCUCCUCCUCCACACCAAGAACAGCUGGGGGAGCCAUCAGUGCCUCCCUCUCCUCCACCUCCUCCUCCUCGAUGUCACAGAGCGGUGGAGCGCCAUCCUCAGGCGGAGUGCAGCACCCAGAGUCCAGCAUUAUCAGCUUUGAGGAUGCACCUUCUAGAUCAUAGCAAACAGAAUGCAAGUGUACAGAUACGCACGCUCUGUUUGACGUCACUGGCAAGUAUACUAGUGUGUUCAGAGAUCCUGACUAGUAUACAGAUGUAUUCAGUGACAGUGAUUAGGCGUAUACACACACACACAUACACACCUACAUACACUUACACAUCUUUGACCAGUGUAUACAAACAGCCGUGCACUCACGAACUCUGUCAGCAUCAUCAUGAAGCCCAAAAGACUGUACAGUGCUUUCAGUUCAGACACGAUGGUUGUAAAUGCUCAGUGUAGUUGGGCAGACUGAACACUAAAAAUUCUUCUCUUGCUCCUGCAUACAACCGAAAGUCACAAAACUUCUUUCUUUUCCAGACUUAAUCCCAGCUUGCAGAGAUCUGUUCACUGCUUCAUGUGUCUUUUUUUUUUUUUUUUUUUUUUUGCUUUCUAAAUAAAUAACGAAAUGGGUGUAUGAUAUUCUUUUUGUAAGUUUUUCGGAGCAGCCACAUUCAUUCUUUUAUUGUCUGCUGCAGGAAAACUCUGUGACAGAGGCUGGGUCUGAAUUCUUGAUUUUUGAUGAAGGACUGUAGUGAGUUGGUUUGAGAAGUGCUAAUAUAUAGCUGUAAUUCACAUUAGCUUUGUGUUCACUGGUUCCAAAUAUGGAAGCAGGUGUGUAAGAGAGGAAUUAUGAAAAGCAUGUUAACUCAGCACCAACUGCUGGACCACAGGAAAGAAGCUGCUGCAGGUCUGUCCUGCUGAUGAACUGUGAUCCUAAACUUCAAGAUUUAAAGAAGAAAAUCCAGACCAGGUUAAUUUGCCACCUGAUGUCUCUCUGGAACCACAGGCAGAAAAAUUAACCACAUACCCGUUUCUUGUUUUCUUUUUUUUUUUCUUCUUUUUUUAAGUCCCUUACUUGUCAUACAGUGGACAAAAAUGCCCCCCCCCCCCAAUGGUCUAUUUGAUCGCUAAAUGAAAUCAACAACAUAAAUACUUCUUCAUGGACUAACAGACAUGUUGAUGGUGUUACACUCACACGGAUCUGUGGAUGAUUUUCUUGUUCUGUGAGCUGAUUUUAUUUCUUUCUGAUCCUGACCUGUUUACACUUCCACAUUUGAGAAUCUGAUGUUAUUGUCAAAAUAUGUGAGCAAAAGCUGUUCUGUUACCUGAGUGCGUACGAAGAAGGGAAGAGGUUGCUGUCUGUGCUUCUGUUUUUUUUUUUUGCACCAUUAAAAAGAUUAGAGAAUA